AUGUGUUAUGUGGGAUCGGUUUUCGAUAUUUCCUGUCCGUCUCAAUUAUUAGAAUCGUGGGCUCGACGUGCUCAGGACUCGGUGGCCGAAAUUAGGUCUUCAACGCGACCGCUUACGCCGUUUGAUGUCCAAGCUAUUUUGCUUUAUUCCAUCGCUGUCUACUGGUGCAAUGAAACAGAAAGUGGCGCGGAGUUCCUUAAUGAGGCAAUUCGUAUGGCGGUAGCCCUUGGGAUGAACAAAAAGGAAUUCGCGCAAAACUACCCAGAAGCCGAUUCUGUAAUAGAAGAAAGCUGGCGCCGCACUUGGUGGGUGAUCUAUAUUACCGAUGCCCAUAUUGCUGGAUCUACCCAUAUUUACCCGUUCCGAACAAGUGGCAUUGAGGUCACUACCGACCUUCCCUGUGAAGAAGAACAGUAUGAAAAAGGGGCGAUCCCACACCCGCGAUCCCUAGAAGAUUAUGAGAACAGGGAAUUCCUUGAAGAAGAUGAAACUAAAUUUUCCUCUUAUGCGGAACUUAUUGGCUUGACCCGUGGAGUUGACCGGGCAUUGUCUCCAGGCAACACUGCAAAUAAUCGAAUAUACACUACGAUGGCUGCUAGCUCUGAUACUAGUGUUCGAGCAUGGUUCUCUCUUCUUUCUCUGGAGAAGAGGCAGUUAAUUCGUCCCGAUGGAUCAUUUGAUGAGGUCAUGUUCAAAGCAUUCUUCAUUAUGCACACAUACACAAUUGAAAUUCAUCGGCCGUUGUCAGCAUUGACACACAGCGCAAUCGAAUCCGUAUCACACUGUGCUCCGAUAGCCCCACCGGAACAACUAAAAUGCAACAAUGCGAAGGAGCGUGACCUACAUACUGUGAAAUGCACCCAGGCUAUCAAUAGCAUUGAUGAACUGUUGACUCUGCCAGCUAAUAUGAAGAACCAUUCUCCCUUCAUAAUUUGCAUGAUCGCUAAUGUGACUAUUGCACAUCUAUCGGCUUGCAGGUUUAUCUUUUCUGAGGACCUUCGAUCCAAAGGCCGGGAGAAGAUCCGUUUGAGUAUGGGUACUUUGAAGCGUCUAAGCGAGCACUGGACACUAGGCAAACGGACUUACCGUGAGAUUGGAAUUAUCGCUCGGGAAUUGCUAUCUCUUGCAAAAGAUCCCCCGGCCAAUUUGGGUGUUGUUGAUAUGUCCCCUCUAGAUCCAACUUCGCCUGCAUUCCCGGGAUUGGAUAUAUUACCCGACGCUAAUUUUGACUUUUGUGCCUUUUUUGAUGCGGAUGCUCCUGGUCUAACUGAAAUGAGUUCAUUUAUUUUAAAAUAG
Molecule: messenger RNA, 1296 nt
Organism: Penicillium vulpinum
Lineage: Eukaryota; Fungi; Ascomycota; Eurotiomycetes; Eurotiales; Aspergillaceae
Product: putative C6 transcription factor
Exons: 4
Coding region: 1-1296 (431 amino acids)
Biological process (GO): DNA-templated transcription
Molecular function (GO): DNA binding; zinc ion binding
Source: RefSeq, a predicted model, not a curated record